AUGCAAGGCUGGAUGGAACAACAGGAGAAGACACUGCAGCACAUGCUGAAGCAGCAGAAGGAUACUUCCGACUCCUUUCUCCGUGCCCUUGAAAGGAUGGAGGUGCGGAUGAGUGGAGCGAAUCCUUUAGCUGCGAAACACUCUAUCUUCGACUCUCUCUGCCGUCGCAUAGACAGACUCAAUUUCGACGCCGGGAAAGGGAGGACUUUCGAUAUGUGGUACAAAGGCUUCAAGGACAUUUUCGAUUACGACUGUACGGAGCUGAGUGAGCAAGAGAAGACUCGCCUACUAAUCAGCCGAUUGGACCAAGACUGUCGCCAGCUGUUUUGCGGGUCGAUUGCGCCCAGGUCGCCGUCAGACCUGUCAUGGGAUAAAGCCGUUGCCACUAUGGAUCGCCUAUUCGGUUCUGCUAAAACGCUAUUCCGUCGUCGAUUCGAAUGUCUCAAAAUCAACUACGACCACCAGGAUUUCAACAACUACGAGACGCUUGUGCGCACGCGUUGCUCCGAUGCCAAAUUCGACUCCAUCAGCUUCGAUGGCCUCCAAUGCUCGUCUACGUUGCGGGAUUUUCGAGUUCGCAGACUACAGAACACGGCUGCUGAGGAAGUCGGAUCAAGGGGAUGA
Haemonchus placei is the source of this 624-nucleotide messenger RNA. NCBI's taxonomy places the organism in Eukaryota, Metazoa, Nematoda, Chromadorea, Rhabditida, Trichostrongylidae. The record is from the annotation of a GenBank genome assembly.